This is a messenger RNA of Esox lucius (northern pike), 636 nucleotides long. RefSeq names its product synaptotagmin-7-like. Lineage: Eukaryota; Metazoa; Chordata; Actinopteri; Esociformes; Esocidae. The annotation marks the transcript as partial. The transcript is spliced from 5 exons. The record is from RefSeq and is a predicted model, not a curated record.
GAGACGCAGACAACCCAACUAUAGCUACCUGCUCGAGCGCUGCCUGGGAGGAGGAGAGGAUAUUGAAGCACGCGCGCACGCACUCUCGCGGAGCAACAAGACAAUACACCUCUACAACAAAACCCGGAUUCAGUGAGGAGUUGUGUGUGUUCUCCCGACGGCAAGAGGACUAUCAGUCAGCGUAAUCGGUGACACAACGCCAUUAGAUAGCCCAGAAGUGAAUUUAUAGCCAUGUAUUUGAACAGGGAGGAAGGCAAUAGCAAAGCAGGAUCGGUGUCCCUCAGUGUCUUCCUGGUGUCUGUAGCCGUCACUGUCUGUGCUGUCUGGCUGGUGGCUCUGUGUGGCGUCUGUGGCUGGUGUCAACGCAAGCUGGGGAAGAGGAAUAAGCCAGGAGUGGAAACGGCUGGCACUCCAGAGUCGGGUCGUGGGCGCGGAGGAGAGAAAAAGGCCAUCAACGAUCUAGACAAAGACUUUUGGAAUAACAAUGACAACAGCAACUCAGUGCAGGAGAGGAGAUGGAGCUCCUAUCCAUCCAAGGAGUUCCUACUAAACAAUUCUCCCUGUGCCCCACAAGGAGAUCAGCGCCUCACACGCAAUGGGGCAGUAUCGGGGGGGCAGACAGGCUCGUCUGCGGGG